This is a messenger RNA of Exophiala xenobiotica, 1599 nucleotides long. RefSeq lists its product as uncharacterized. NCBI's taxonomy places the organism in Eukaryota, Fungi, Ascomycota, Eurotiomycetes, Chaetothyriales, Herpotrichiellaceae. The transcript has 4 exons. Gene Ontology annotation, molecular function: succinate-semialdehyde dehydrogenase (NAD+) activity. The record is from RefSeq and is a predicted model, not a curated record. Bases 1 to 1503 code for a protein of 500 amino acids.
AUGGGCUCCACGGCCAAAUCUCCGUUCAAGAAGUCUAUACCGUACGAGUUUCAAGACCCGUCCCUAAUUGACACGAGAUCUUUGAUCGGCGGAGAAUGGGUGGGCGCUUCUUCUGGCAAGACGUUCAAACUCACAGAUCCCGAAGACGACGCCGAAAUCUGUGACAUUGCCGACUUGAAUGGCGACGAUACUCGCAAAGCCAUCGAGGAAGCUAGCAAGGCGUUCGAAACGUACAGGCUGACUCCCCACCGAGAGCGACGAUGGCUUAUGCGUCGCUGGGCCGAUCUGAUCAAGGCCAACAAGGCUGAUCUUGCUGCUCUCUGCACUCUUGAACUGGGCAAGCCCUAUACCGAGUCCCUCGGCACCGUGCAGUAUGCGGUCGAUUUCGUGGACUGGUUCGAAGGCGCCGUUGAGCGGACCUUUGGCGAGACAAUCCCGGCUUUCCGUGGGAACAAUCGCAUUCUCACUAUCAGAGAGCCUCAGGGUGUGGUGGCCUGCAUCACGCCGUGGAACUCGCCUGUCGCCAUGGUUACGCGGAAAGUCGGCGCGGCUAUUGCAGCAGGUAAUACGGUCGUCUGCAAGCCCGCCCCUGAGACGCCGCUUUGUGCGAUAGCCCUGGCGAAGUUGUUUGAACGGGCUGGUGGGCCGCCUGGUGUGUUCAAUAUCGUUACUACUGGUCUCGAGAAUACGCCGGCGGUCGGCCAGGAAUUGUGCAGCCAUCCGGCCAUCAAGCAUUUGAGUUUCACGGGCUCGACGGCUGUAGGAAAACUGCUCAACACGGAGUGCGCGAAGACGAUCAAGAAGACGAGCCUCGAGUUAGGAGGCAAUGCGCCAUUUAUUGUGUUUGCCGAUGCCAAUAUUGAUAAAGCCGUCGCGGGCCUCAUAACCUCCAAGUUUCGAUCCUCGGGUCAGACAUGCGUCUGUGCGAACAGGAUCUUUGUCCAAUCAUCCAUCUUGGACAAGUUCGCAGAUGCUCUCUCCGAGGGGCUGAAAAAGACCUUCACAUACGGUUCCGUCUGGGACAAGACAGUGAACUUUGGACCUUUGUACGCUGGCAAGGGUAUCAUCAAAGUGGAAGCUCACCUCGAAAAUGGGCUUAAAAACGGAGCAAAGGUCCAUUACGGUGGAAAAGACAACACCUUGGGGCCCAACUUCUUCCCUGCCACAGUUCUCAAGGGCGGCAAGUCCGGCAUGAAGUUCAUGGAGGAAGAGACGUUUGGUCCCUUAGCGUUCCUCGUCCCGUUCGAUACCGAGGAAGAAGUGAUCAAGAUGGCUAACAGUUCCGAUGUCGGUCUGGCGGCAUACUUCUACACCGAGGACAUUACACGGCUGUGGAGGGUUAGUGAAGCCCUCAAGGUCGGCAUGGUUGGUGUUAGAGUUGGUCUGGUGAGUGCAGCUGAAGCGCCGUUUGGUGGUGUUCUGGAAAGUGGUCUCGGCAGGGAAGGAGGUAUUGCUGCUUUGGAAGAGUACCUGGAUAUCAAGAGCAUCACGAUUGGCCUUUGAUGGCAUCCUGCUUCGUGCUGAGGGGCUGUCUCGUCCAAAAACUAGUCAUCGCAUGUUUUUGAACAGUGUGCUCUUACUGUGGAGCUGGUAUGAUAG